AUGGAAGCUUUCGGCGGAUUCUUGGUGGACGAGAAGGCGGUCCGGGUCGAGAACAUCUUCUUGGACUUCCUCAAAAGCUUCCGACUCGGCGGCGAAGGCGAGCUCUAUUACGAGGCCGAGAUCGAAGCCAUGAUCAACAACGAGUCCACCACCAUGUUCAUCGACUUCUCUCACGUCAUGACCUUCAACAAUCUCCUCCAGAAGGCCAUUUCCGACGAGUUCUUGAGGUUCGAGCCGUAUUUGAGGAACGCGUGCAAGAGAUUCGUGAUGGAGCGGCGGUCCAAUGCGAUGCAGGAUGAUGUUAACAAGGACAUCAAUGUGGCCUUCUUCAAUCUUCCGGCGUCGAAGAGGUUGAGGGAAUUGACGACAGCCGAAAUAGGGAAACUGGUGUCGGUGAAAGGAGUGGUGACUCGGACGAGUGAGGUCCGGCCUGAGCUUCUCCAGGGGACUUUUAAGUGCUUGGAAUGCGGAGGUGUCAUCAAGAAUGUUGAACAGCAGUAUAAGUACACUGAGCCGACGAUUUGUGUCAAUGCCACUUGCGCAAAUAGAGCAAGGUGGGCAUUGCUUCGGCAAGAGAGCAAAUUUGCGGAUUGGCAGAGGGUGCGAAUGCAGGAGACUUCCAAGGAGAUACCCGCGGGCUCCCUUCCCAGGUCGCUGGAUGUUAUAAUCCGCCAUGAGAUCGUUGAGAAGGCCAGGGCUGGUGACACGGUUAUAUUCACUGGCACAGUGGUUGUGAUACCAGACAUAUUGGCUUUGUCUGCCCCCGGAGAGAGAUCAGAAGUUUCGCGCCAAGCUUCCCAGCGUAGUAAUGGUGCAGCUGGGCAUGAAGGAGUCAGGGGUCUCCGAGCAUUAGGAGUGAGAGACCUCUCAUACCGCCUGGCCUUCAUCGCAAAUUCAGUUCAGAUUUCUGAUGGCAGGCAGGAUACUGACAUUCGGAAUAGAAAGAAGGAUGCUGAAGAUGAUGACAACCAGCAGUUCACUGCAGAAGAGCAAGAUGAAGUUCAAAGAAUGAGGAAUACUCCUGAUUUCUUCAAUAAGAUUGUUGAUAGCAUUGCCCCAACCGUGUUUGGCCACCAAGAUAUCAAGAGAGCAAUCCUGCUUAUGCUCCUGGGUGGUGUCCACAAGUUUACUCAUGAAGGUAUCAACCUGAGAGGAGAUAUCAAUGUAUGUAUAGUCGGGGACCCCAGUUGUGCAAAAUCUCAGUUCCUCAAGUAUGCUGCUGGGAUAGUUCCAAGAUCUGUUUACACAUCCGGGAAAUCCUCCUCUGCUGCUGGUUUAACUGCUACUGUGGCCAAAGAACCAGAAACUGGGGAGUUUUGUAUUGAGGCUGGUGCAUUAAUGCUCGCUGACAAUGGCAUUUGUUGCAUUGAUGAAUUUGACAAGAUGGAUGUUAGGGAUCAGGUUGCAAUUCAUGAGGCAAUGGAACAGCAGACGAUAAGCAUUACAAAAGCAGGAAUACAGGCAACACUGAAUGCUCGAACAUCGAUUCUUGCUGCUGCGAACCCCACAGGGGGCCGUUAUGAUAAAUCUAAACCUCUAAAGUAUAACGUGGCUCUUCCUCCUCCUAUUUUAUCAAGGUUUGAUCUGGUAUAUGUCAUGAUUGAUGACCCAGAUGAUCAAACUGAUUACCACAUAGCCCACCAUAUUGUAAGAGUACAUCAAAAACGGGAAGAGGCACUCAGUCCUACAUUCACUACUGCACAGCUGAAGCGGUAUAUUACAUAUGCCAAAACUCUGAAACCAAAGUUAAAUUCAGAUGCUAGAAAGCUGUUGGUGGACUCUUAUGUUGCUCUCAGAAGAGGUGAUACUGCUCCUGGUGGUAGAGUUGCUUAUCGCAUGACAGUUAGGCAACUAGAGGCAUUAAUCAGAUUGUCAGAGGCCAUUGCUCGAAGUUAUUUAGAGCUUCAGGUUAAACCACACCAUGUCCGUUUAGCAGUGAGAUUGCUGAAAACCUCAAUAAUUAGUGUCGAGUCUAGUGAGAUUGAUCUAUCAGAGUUUGAAGACUCUCAUGACAAUGUUGAGGGCAAUGACAAUGGAAAUAAUGGUACUGAUCACGUUGAUGAUAAUGGAAAUAAUGAAGGUGGGGCUGCAAAUCAACAGGGAAAGAAGCUUAUAAUAAGUGAUGAAUAUUUUCAGAGAGUUACCCAGGCCCUUAUCAUGCGUCUGAGACAGCACGAAGAAGAUGUUAGACAAAGUGGGACAGGGCUGGCUGGAAUGAGGCAGAGGGACUUGAUUCAGUGGUAUGUGAGUCAGCAGAACGAGAAAAAUAAUUAUGAUUUUGUGGAGGAAGCAGCUGCUGAAAUUUCUAAAAUCAAAGCUAUCAUAGAGAGCUUAAUAAGAAGAGAAGGGCAUCUGAUAGUCCUAGAUGAUGAGAGGCAAGCAGCAGAUGGUGAAGGACCACCACAGCCACCAGUAUCCAGAAAUGACAGAAUAUUGGCCGUGGCUCCUAACUAUGUCAUUGAUUGAUGUGGUUAUGCUAUUCAGCAGCAAACCAUUCUUUGCAAGUUCAAAAUCGGCCUUUUCAUGUCGCGGGAAAAUCUUUUGCAGAAAGAAAUGCGCUCUCUAAAUUUAAAGAUGAAAAGUGGUAGUGUCACUAGAACACUGCUAGUCUCACCCAAGUUACCAGUGAAGAACAUAUUUAUGAUUAGCUUGACUGCUUAUUCACAUCGUGUCGGUGUUCCUUGAAGCCAAUUGGUGCACUAUUAACUGAAAAUGAAGCCUAAGAAGACAAAAACGUCUUAUAUCGAGAUGCUUGCUGGGGUUGGAGAGUACCUAGAAGUUGGAUAAUGGAUGACAGAAUCGGAAUCAAACACAAAUCAACAUUAAUUAACUUGUCUUAAGGCUAAUGUCCUUCGUUUUCAGAGUGACAUAGAUAGAGUACUAGAUAAUUAUACUAAUGUCA
Messenger RNA from Fragaria vesca subsp. vesca, 2902 nucleotides. Its product is annotated as DNA replication licensing factor MCM6-like. Lineage: Eukaryota; Viridiplantae; Streptophyta; Magnoliopsida; Rosales; Rosaceae. The record is from RefSeq and is a predicted model, not a curated record. The transcript is spliced from 17 exons. The coding region runs from base 1 to 2466 and encodes 821 amino acids. Gene Ontology annotation, molecular function: ATP binding; single-stranded 3'-5' DNA helicase activity; single-stranded DNA binding. Gene Ontology annotation, biological process: mitotic DNA replication; double-strand break repair via break-induced replication; DNA replication initiation. Gene Ontology annotation, cellular component: nucleus; MCM complex.